AUGCGUACUUCUUUCACUAUAGCUGCGUUUACUCUUGCGGCUUCUUCUGCUGCCCAGGAAGCAGUUGAUUGCAAGAUUGUUGAGUUUCCAGUUUCGGUCACUGCCAGCAAUGAAGUUUUUGGAAGUUCCUUCGAUCCAGAAAGUGUUUCGUCAAUCGACCAAUUUCUCAGCCAGGGUCUAAGUACAGGAGCUGUUGACGUCGUUGGAGAGGCUUCAACAACUGCAAACUUCUCCAUCAGCGCCCAAUACUGUGCACCUGCGGGCGCAACUCAUCCCGAAUCUCUUCCGAUUCAACUGCUGGCCCACGGCAACACUUGCGACCGAACUGUAUGGGAUGCUCUCAGCAAUUCAGAUCUACAAGCCUCUGGAUACUCAUAUCAGCGAUUUUUUGCUUCGCAGGGAUAUGCAACCCUAGCGAUUGACCUUCCUGGUCAUGGCAAGUCGACUCUUCCUGACCCUAACACGAUUAUUCAGAUGGCGAUUGAAGCUGCAGUGAUCGACGCAAUCGCUGCCUCUCUCCGAUCUACAAGCAAUCCACUAGGGGUUUCUUUCUCCAAAAUUGUCUUUACAGGGCAUUCUUAUGGUUCAAUUACUGGCGUCGCUGCAGCUAGAUUUGCCCCCGAUUUCGUUGAUGCAAUUGUUCUGACAGGCUGGUCGGCGUUUGUUCCCUUGCCGAGCCCCUUGUUGCAGCUUCAGAUGCAGCCGGCCGCUCUGCUUUUUGAUCGUUUCAAAGGAUAUCCAUUGGGAUAUAUCACUGCUAGCAAUGAAACUGGCCAUGAAGAAAGUUUCUACGGCGGCGCAUACGAUCAUACCAUUCCGAAGAUAAGCUUCGACACGCAGGAUGUCAUGACAUGUGGAGAGGGCGGCAGUCUUGGAGUGGGCCUGCAACCCGCAACUGGAUUCACUGGCAAAGUCUUUGCUAUUACGGGAAGUGAGGAUAUUUUGUUUUGUAAUCCCAAAAAUGGUGCUUGCGCCGACCAGCUGGCAAAUUCGUCCUUCCUUUUUCCCAAUGCGACCUCAUUCCAGUCACAAGUCAUCGAUAACACUGGCCACGAUUUUAUGUUGCAUUUUUCUAGCACAGAAACUUUUGCGAAGAUUCAGCAGUUUCUUGUGAAUAAUGUUUAA
This is a messenger RNA of Trichoderma virens Gv29-8, 1125 nucleotides long. RefSeq lists its product as uncharacterized. The transcript has a single exon. The coding region runs from base 1 to 1125 and encodes 374 amino acids. The record is from RefSeq and is a predicted model, not a curated record. NCBI's taxonomy places the organism in Eukaryota, Fungi, Ascomycota, Sordariomycetes, Hypocreales, Hypocreaceae.